Trichoderma aggressivum f. europaeum is the source of this 282-nucleotide messenger RNA. RefSeq lists its product as uncharacterized. The transcript has 3 exons. Lineage: Eukaryota; Fungi; Ascomycota; Sordariomycetes; Hypocreales; Hypocreaceae. Bases 1 to 282 code for a protein of 93 amino acids. The record is from RefSeq and is a predicted model, not a curated record.
AUGGCCGCUGUGAAAAAAAUCGGGGCCCUCUUGUCGCUGCUGGCCAUGCAUGGCCUGGAGUUUAUUGCUGAUGCUGCCUUCAGGCAGUCUCCUAAGGCAUCUUUGAAACAGGGCGUAGGACUUCCGCAAGAAGAGCUCUGGACGAAGCUCCUACUCUUCUUCAUCAAGGUCUUGCACCAGCUCGGUCAGGCCAAACUACUGGCGAUGCUGCAAGUGCUCCGGCGGCUGGUACAGCUACCAGAUCAACGAUUCUUGCCCCAUGUGCCAGUCCUGGCGCUGUGA